Molecule: messenger RNA, 691 nt
Organism: Thalassophryne amazonica
Lineage: Eukaryota; Metazoa; Chordata; Actinopteri; Batrachoidiformes; Batrachoididae
Product: cytochrome b5 domain-containing protein 1
Exons: 4
Coding region: 52-684 (210 amino acids)
Source: RefSeq, a predicted model, not a curated record
GUUGGAACUGGUUAGAACUGUUAAACUGGUUGGAGUUGUUUUGUGGCAGUGAUGGACAGACCGAGGUAUUUCACACCGGCGGAAGUGGCUGCUCAUAACGUCGGUGAGGACCUGUGGGUGUCGUUUUUGGGGAAAGUCUGGAACCUGACCCCCCUGAUUGACCUCUACAAAGGGGACGCUCUCCUGCUGCCCAUCAUGGAAUGUGCCGGAAAGGACAUCAGCUAUUGGUUCGACCCAGAAACGCAAGACAUCCGGAUGCACAUCGAUCCAAUCAGCAACUGUUUGAGGUACUGCACCCCCAGGGGGCGCUUCGUUCACGUGCCUCCAGUCGGGCCUCGCACUGACUGGAAUUGUGAUUUUGGACUCCCCUGGUGGAAGGACAAACGCUACCAGGUUGGGGUGCUGUCGUCCAAAACCAGGUGGAUCCGGAUCGUCAACACGCUGGUGUCUCAGGAGCAGCAGCUAGAGGUGUGUUCAGAGGAGACGCUGGCAGACAUCUUCCAGCUGUACCUGCGCUACAACGCGCAUGCUGCCAGCUACACCUGGAAGUACAAUGGAGUGCAGCUGGACAUGAGUCGGACGCUGAGCCAGAAUGGUAUCCAUGACGAGGAGGAGGAGUUGGACCAUGACCUCUUCACGCCUGCCAUUCUCCUCUACUUCAACGAUGACCUCUCUGAAGCUUGACCUCAAU